GGACUUCCGAAACCCCGCCUCCCGGCGACGUCAGCGCGGCGACCGGGUCGGUCUAUAAAAGCUGUGCUGCCGGCGCUGACGCAGAUUGACCCAGCUCUCAACCGGCGGAAGAUUACAUGCGAGACCCCGCGCGACCCCGCAUCCCUUUGUCGGGACAGCCUGCGAGACUUCGCCCCGAGCCCCACGCGUGAGGGCGACAUGAACGCGCUGGCUUUGCGACCAGGCCGGACCCGCGACUGCUUCUGUCAACCCGAGCCAGCCCUCCUGCCCCCGGGGUGACGUGCAGCCCGCCGCCCAGACUCAUGGCCCCAAGCCCAAGACCCCAACAUACCCUGCCCUGGAGGGAUGUUCACUCCUUCUACCUCCUGUCUCCACUGAUGGGCUUCCUCAGCCGGGCCUGGAGCCGCCUGAGGAGCCCGGAACUCCCAGAGCCCUGGCUGGCACUAACAGGAGCAGAUCAGAGAGAGGCCAGCUCUCCGCUGACAUCUCCCCUUGUCUCCGGGAACCACCUUCCUCAGGGGGAGGCUGAAGAGAGUGGGGAAGCUGAAGGCAGUGUAGCAGCCCAGGGGCCCUGCCUUGAUGUGGAAGACAACAGUUCCCCUCCCGAAACUUGGGGACUUUCAAAGAGUGACAACCAUGAAAAGCGACACCCAGCUGGCCUGCCUGUACUCCAUCCCCCUGGCCUGCAGGGAGCUGAUAAGAGCCUUGGUGGGGUGGUGGCUAAAGAAGAGGGAGUGACUGAGCUGCCUUAUCCCACAUCACACCAGGAGGGUUGUCCAGCCGAGGAUGAGGAGGAUGGAGAAACUGUGAAGAGGGCUUUCCAAGCCUCUGCUGCUUACGUGUCUCCAGGAUACAAACCCAGAACUUCUGCCUGUUGCCCAGGGGAGGCAGAACAGCGAGCCACGGAGGAAAAAGGAACAGAAAAUAAAGCUGAUCCCCCCAACUCUCCUCCUUCUGAAGGAGGUGCCAACUCCAGAGCCUGGGAAGACUGCUUGAGAGACACUCCUAAGCAGCAAGGGCAAGCCAACCCAGAGCCACACAGGACAGGGCAGGGUCAGCCUCGUCAGAAUGAAGAGGAAAAAGCUGAGGCCUCAUCCUUGGCUGUCUGUGCUGGGAAUGCCCUCCUGAAGGCAUGGGGGCACCCCCCAGGAGAGGACACGGAGGAAGAUGACAGUGACUGGGGGCCGACUGAGGAAGACGGAGACCAGAGUCAUGCCGCCCCGCAUACAAGUGCCCUCCUGAAGGCCUGGGUGUAUCGCCCAGGAGAGGACACAGAGGAAGACAGUGAUUCUGAAUCAGCAGAGGAAGAUGGAGACCAGACCUGUGCCACCCCGCAUACAAGUGCCCUCCUGAAGGCCUGGGUGUAUCGCCCGGGAGAGGACACAGAGGAAGAUGACAGCGACUGGGGACCUACUGAGGAAGACAGAGACCAGAGCCAUGCCGCCCCGCAUACAAGUGCCCUCCUAUAUCGCCCGGGAGAGGACACCGAGGAAGACAGUGAUUCUGAAUCAGCAGAGGAAGACGGAGACCAGAGCCAUGCCACCCCGCAUACAAGUGCCCUCCUGAAGGCCUGGGUGUAUCGCCCGGGAGAGGACACGGAGGAAGACAGUGAUUCUGAAUCAGCAGAGGAAGAUGGAGACCAGACCUGUGCCACCCCGCAUACAAGUGCCCUCCUGAAGGCCUGGGUGUAUCACCCGGGAGAGGACACGGAAGAGGAGGAUGACGACGACAGUGAGAGUGUGGUCCCAGAUGAUUCAGGAACAGCUGACUCAGGCAGGAGCCCCUACCUUCAGACCCAGCACUGUCUACCAGGAGAAAAGACACGAAGAUAUGAGGGAGGAGAGCACUCUCCGCUCCGGGUGGCCUUCUAUUUACCCGGAGAGAAGCCGCCGCCACCCUGGGCUGCUCCUAAGCUGCCCCUUCCACUGCAGAGGAGGCUCAGGAUGUUCAAGGCUCCUGCCCGGCGUCAGGACCCCGAGACUCCUCCCAAGGCCCGAAAGGUGCACUUCUCUGAGAAAAUCACGGUCCACUUCCUUGCUGUCUGGGCAGGGCCAGCCCAGGCUGCCCGUCGUGGUCCCUGGGAGCAGCUCGCACGAGAUCGAAGCCGCUUUGCCCGCCGCAUUGCCCAGGCAGAGGAGAAACUGGGUCCUUACCUUACCCCCGCCUUUCGGGCCAGAGCGUGGGCACGCCUUAGAAACACGCCCCUUCCUCUGGCGCCCUCACCUCCUCCACCGCAGCUGCCUUGCUCCUCCCCUGGGGCCACGCCCUCCCCCCUUCCCCUUGAAGCCUCCCCUCCCAGUAGUCUGGACCUCGGUGGGAGGCGUGGCUAGGUCCAAGUCCUGUUACUUAUUUUUAAUAAGAAAUAAAGCCAUUUGAUUUGUAGUGAUCAAG
This is a messenger RNA of Meriones unguiculatus (Mongolian gerbil), 2391 nucleotides long. It is a transcript of the gene Ppp1r15a, whose product is annotated as protein phosphatase 1 regulatory subunit 15A. The record is from RefSeq and is a predicted model, not a curated record. Gene Ontology annotation, biological process: response to endoplasmic reticulum stress. Gene Ontology annotation, molecular function: protein phosphatase regulator activity. The coding region runs from base 303 to 2330 and encodes 675 amino acids. Lineage: Eukaryota; Metazoa; Chordata; Mammalia; Rodentia; Muridae. Gene Ontology annotation, cellular component: endoplasmic reticulum; protein phosphatase type 1 complex. The transcript has 3 exons.